AUGCAGCCUCUUUUGUAAUCCUUAGAUCCUGUUAAUAAUAUUAAUAGGGAUCCUCAUGGUUUUGGAUUGUCUUAGGCUACAUUUGUGAAUGUAUUUAAUCUAUAUUAUACAUAUAGGAUUAAGCCUCUGAUGUUUAGAGAAUUUAUGAAGAUUUAUACUCCAAAGUCAAAAAUGGUGAUCUAAAAGGAGUCAGAUAUCUUCUUGGAAUUAAUGAUAAUGAUUCCUUUAGUCAAAUGCAAUCAAUAAAUAUUCAAAAGAUCGUUGAUGAAAAAAAAAAUACUUUGCUUAUGCAUGCUGUUUGGAAAGAUCACACUAAGCUUUUUACAGACUUAAUUAAAUAUUCACUAUAAUUAUUUGGGUAACAAUUGAUUAAGCAAUUCUAGAGAGUCUGAUACUUAAUUAUGGGUUAUUCAAUAAAAUGAUUCUGGAAAUUAAUGUAUGCAUCUAGCAACUCAAAAAGGUAAUAUUGCAAUUCUUGAUGCAAUUUUUAAACUAGGAAUCAAAUUAGACUAAAAAACUAGACAAGGAUAAACAACUCUACAUAUAGCGUCACAAUCAGAUUAACCUAUUAUGUUAUACUAUUUAAUUAAUAUUGCAAAAGUUAAUAUUGAUAUAACAGAUAAUGAUUAUAGCACUGCUUUACAUUUAGCCAGUUACUCAGGUAGUGAAUAAUGUGCUGCUAUGUUAUUAGCUUGGGGUUGUAAAAUUAACUCUAAAAAUGUUUAUGGUUGUACUCCUUUGCAUGUCACAGCUAUAAGUGGAGAAUAUAAAAUUACCAGAAAGUUAUUGCUUUAUAAUGCCAAAACAAGAUUAAGAAAUAAAUAAGGCAAAACUGCAUAUGAAUUGUCUGUUGAAAAUGAUUUCUUAACUAUAAGUUAAAUGAUAAUGGAAUAUUAAGAAGGGAAUAUUAAAUGCAAUAAUUUAUUUGGAUAAAAAAAUAAGCCUAGGAUUGUAUUAUUAUAUUAAUAUCCAUAUAUAGAAUCAUAAGAGUAGAUUAUAAAUGUAUGCAUUCAUUUUAAUGUUAAUACUCAAUCUAAUAUAUUAAAUUUUGUUUACAUUAGGAAAUAAUUUGUUUGGUUACAUAUAAAUUAUUUUAGACAUAUUUGAAAUCUUUUUAUUUGUUUACAUAAUUAAUUCUGAUCCUGGAUAUCAAAUUUAAUAUAAAUAAGAAGGUUAAGUAUUUUAUUAAAUUUUACAAAAUAAUCCAAAAAAAUUGGAGAUUUGUUCAGAAUGUGAAACUCUAAAGGCUAAAAGAAGUCGUCAUUGUGAUUUUUGUAAUAGAUGUAUCAUAGUAUAUGAUCAUCAUUGUCCAUGGAUAAAUAAUUGUAUAGGUGCAAAAAAUCAUUUUUUAUUCAUGAUUUUUAUCUGGAUUACUUUCUUAACAAUUGGAUUUCAAUUAUUUGUUUCAAUUAUAUUGUUUAUUAAUAUUAUUUGGAAGUAAUCUUAUGUUGGAAUAUUAUCAUCAAAUUUGUGUUAUUGGGAUGUAUUUGAUAUUUUGUUUAAUACUCUAACUGAUUUAAGAAAGUAUUUGAGCAUUUCAAAAGGAGUUAAGAUAGAAUUUAUUGUUUUGGAAUUAUUAGUAACAUUAAUGUUUUUUGUUUUAUUGAGCCAUUUAAUAUGCACAUAACUGAAGAAUAUGUAUUAUAAUAGAACUACAUUUGAGAGAUUAAGUAAAAAAUAUAGGGGAUUCAAGUAAUAUAACUCAUAUUAGCUUUUAGUAAUUAACAAUCAAGUUUAUUAGAAAGUAGUUACAUUGAAAGUGAUCUAAACAAUUCAAAUUGUUUAAAGAACUGUUCCCUUUUGCUAUUUCGGAACAAACAUUCUAAGGAUUACAAUUACGUUUACCAUGAUAAUACAAGCCUUACAACAGCAAUAAUUUCCUGA
Paramecium pentaurelia is the source of this 1884-nucleotide messenger RNA. The record is from the annotation of a GenBank genome assembly. Lineage: Eukaryota; Ciliophora; Oligohymenophorea; Peniculida; Parameciidae.